AUGCCUGAGGAGGACAUGGUGCCGGAAAGUGCAAAGGGCAAUAUUGUGAACACCUUGGUUUCAGUGAGAAGACAACUGGCUCUUUUAAAUGAAAAAGGUGCAUUUUGCCUUUGGGACCACUUCAAAGAGCUGGAGUCGAUGCAGCAUACUAGGUCAUUGCACCUAGCAAAAUUUGCAGCAGAGAUGCUUGCUUCUUUCACCCUCUCCCUAGCAGUUUUGAAGUCUGUAGAAUUGGGUGAUAUCAGAUUGACAAUGACACGAGCAUGGCGGCCGGUGCGUGGAAUGUGUUUUCGGGAUCUUAAUGCAAACCUAUUUUUGGUAGAGUUUGAAGACCUUCGUGAUAAGGAGCGGGUGCUGAGAGAGGGCCCUUGGUCUUUCGAUAAACAGUUAGUGUUGGUACAGGAAGUCGACGGGAGCAAGCAGGUGCAUCAGAUCAAAAUCCAGGAAGCUACUUUUUGGGUUCGGAUUCAUGAUCUUCCAUUGCGUGCUCGGAAUGCAUAUGUGGGGGAACGUAUUGGUAAGAAAAUAGGGAAGGUUGAAGAAGUAGAUUUGGCUAAGGGGGAAGUGGCUUGGGGAGAAUUUUUACAGGUUCGGAUAACGCUUGAUGUGAUGAAACCAUUGUUAAGGGGAACGAAAUUCACUAUGGGAAAUGGCGAAUCGUGUUGGGUUCGUUUCUCGUAUGAGAGAUUACCCAAUUUUUGUUAUUUAUGUGGCUGCCUGGGACAUGGCGAUCGAGAAUGUGGAUUGAGGCAGACAGCAGCAGAGGGUGAUAAUAUGGGAUCUGUUCCGUACGGAGCUUGGCUUCGGGCAUCCAGUUAUGGUGAUCAUUAUCGUGCAGGUCGUUCUUGGGACCGUAGAGAAUUGAACCGACAAGAAGGUCAUCCAAAAGGCCGCUCAGGGGGGGUGGCGGGCACGGCAAACACCGUUCUACCGAUGCCUAGUAAUUCGGCACCAAAUCCGGAGUUUAAUGAGCCCAAUGUUUAUGCAAAUGCAACGUCUAAAGAAAGAUCUUUGGCGGAAACUAUGCAUGGAGACGAGAAUACAAGGAAAGUAGCUAACGGAAGCGAGUUUCAAGGAUAA
Molecule: messenger RNA, 1080 nt
Organism: Juglans regia (Persian walnut)
Lineage: Eukaryota; Viridiplantae; Streptophyta; Magnoliopsida; Fagales; Juglandaceae
Exons: 3
Coding region: 1-1080 (359 amino acids)
Biological process (GO): ribosomal small subunit biogenesis
Cellular component (GO): nucleolus
Molecular function (GO): RNA binding
Source: RefSeq, a predicted model, not a curated record